AUGGGGAGGAAAGAGCUGUUUUCUCUGUUCAAGGCGUUUCUGGACUGCGUUUGUCUCGGCGUAUCUAGGAGCAGCAGAGAAUCUGCAGGCAAAAACGAGCGGGACACUGAAAAUGGUCACCUAAUCUACAAAAGUGGGGACGUUCUGGAGGACAGAUAUGAGAUCGUCGACACGUUGGGUGAGGGGACGUUUGGCAAAGUGGUGCAGUGUUUAGACCACGACAGAGAAGGAAGGAGAAUCGCGCUGAAGAUCAUUAAAAGCUUGGAUAAAUACAGAGAAACAGCCAAACUGGAAAUCAAUGUGCUGGAGAAGAUCAGGGUGAAGGACCCUCACAACAAGCGCAACUGUGUGCAGAUGCUCGACUGGUUUAAUUACUACGGCCACGUGUGCAUCUCUUUCCAACUGCUGUCUCUCAGCACCUUCGACUUUUUGAAAUCAAACAACUUCCUCCCUUACCCAGUAAACCAAAUCCGACACAUGGCGAGCCAGAUCUGCGACGCUGUGAGCUUUCUUCAUGACAAUAAGCUGACUCACACUGACCUAAAGCCUGAGAACAUCCUCUUUGUCAACGCUGACUACUCUGUCAUCUACAACACAGAGAAGAAAUGUAAUGAAAGGAGAAUAAAAGACACAACGGUGCGGCUGGUUGACUUUGGCAGUGCUACCUUUGACCACGAACACCACUCUGUUGUCAUUUCCACGCGUCACUACCGAGCUCCUGAAGUCAUACUGGAGUUGGGCUGGAGCCACCCGUGUGAUGUGUGGAGCAUCGGCUGCAUCUUGUUUGAAUAUUACGAAGGCUUCACACUGUUCCAGACUCAUGACAGUAGAGAACAUCUCGCAAUGAUGGAGAGAGUAGGGGGACCGAUUCCUCUACAAAUGAUUCAGAGAAGCAGGAAGCAGAGAUAUUUCUAUCAUGGCCGUCUCGACUGGAUUGAAUGCUCCAAGGCUGGGCGCUUUGUCAAAUCCAAAUGCAAACCUUUCAGGAACUACUUGUUAUCACAUGGGAGAGAGCAUCACCAGUUUUUUGACCUUCUGGAGAAGAUGCUGGAGUACGAGCCCCUGGAACGCAUCUCUCUUCCCUCGGCUCUGAAGCAGCCCUUCUUCCUGCCCGUCAGUCGUCACGGAAACGCUCAAAUAUGGAGAAACAGCUGUGACAAAAGUAAAUAACACAGAGAAGCUAUUCGAUCCUACGAGGACCAGCGUGUUUGCAAGCCUUUGUGGUUUCACAACAAACCCUGUGCACUUUAAAACUAAAC
This is a messenger RNA of Nematolebias whitei (Rio pearlfish), 1259 nucleotides long. It is a transcript of the gene clk2b, whose product is annotated as CDC-like kinase 2b. Gene Ontology annotation, biological process: protein phosphorylation; regulation of RNA splicing. The transcript is spliced from 11 exons. The coding region runs from base 1 to 1170 and encodes 389 amino acids. The record is from RefSeq and is a predicted model, not a curated record. Gene Ontology annotation, molecular function: ATP binding; protein tyrosine kinase activity. Lineage: Eukaryota; Metazoa; Chordata; Actinopteri; Cyprinodontiformes; Rivulidae. Gene Ontology annotation, cellular component: nucleus.